Raphanus sativus (radish) is the source of this 2369-nucleotide messenger RNA. RefSeq names its product putative transcription elongation factor SPT5 homolog 2. The record is from RefSeq and is a predicted model, not a curated record. The transcript is spliced from 14 exons. Gene Ontology annotation, cellular component: ribosome; DSIF complex. Gene Ontology annotation, biological process: regulation of DNA-templated transcription elongation; translation; transcription elongation by RNA polymerase II. Gene Ontology annotation, molecular function: mRNA binding; structural constituent of ribosome. The coding region runs from base 126 to 2369 and encodes 747 amino acids. Lineage: Eukaryota; Viridiplantae; Streptophyta; Magnoliopsida; Brassicales; Brassicaceae.
GAUUUUACUCACAAACGCGUUACCGAUCAAGUGCCUUAGCAAAAAUCCCUUUCGAUUUCUAGGGUUUGAAGCAGAGUAAGAGCGGAGACAGAGAGAGAGAAGCCCUAGUUCCCCUAAUCGAAACUAUGGCUCACCACCACUCAGAGUCCGACGACGAAGAUUACUCCUAUGACGACGAUUCCGAGUCCGAGCAAGAAGAAGAAGAAGAAGAGGAACCGAGAAGCUCGCGAAAGAAGCGGGGAAGAUCAAAUCCAGAUCAUUCAGUCGGUAGCGCGCGUGGGAAGAAAAGGAAGCCUUCGGGUUCCAUAUUCAUAGAGGAUGACGUCAUCGUAGACGACGACGAAGUAGAAGACGAGGACGAUGUCGAGGACGGUUUCAUUGAACACGGUGAAGCUGACCUUGGUGAUGAGGAUGUUGUUGGCCGUCGUCACAGGCCUUUUCACGAACCGGCGGCGUUUCGUUCUCGCGUGGGUGCUGAAGAGUAUCUUGAUUUCAUGCAAGAAAAGUAUUCUAACCCUCGCGCAGAGUAUGACGAUGAAGAUGAUUACGAAGACGGAGAGCCUACCCACGUUGAUCAACAAGCGCUCUUGCCAUCAGUUCGUGACCCCAAGCUGUGGAUGGUGAAAUGUGCGAUUGGUCGUGAAAGAGAGGUUGCUGUUUGUCUUAUGCAAAAAGCCGUGGAUAGAGGAUCGGAUUUCAAGAUCAGAUCUGUUAUUGCGCUUGAUCAUCUCCAGAACUUUAUAUACAUUGAAGCCGAUAUGGAGGCUCACGUUAAAGAGGCUAUCAAGGGCAUGCGGAAUAUUUUCGCAAAUCAUAAGAUUUUACUUGUCCCUAUAAGAGAAAUGGCAGAUGUUCUUUCUGUAAAGAGUAAGACAGUUGAGCUAGCACGUGACACAUGGGUUAGAAUGAAACUCGGGAUAUAUAAGGGUGAUCUAGCUCAGGUUGUUGAUGUUGAUGAUGUGCGUAGGAGGGUCACAGUCAAAUUAAUCCCAAGAAUUGAUCUGCAGCUUCUAGCCGAUAAGCAGGAAGGAAGUGUGAUUGUCAAGAAGAAAUCUUUUGUUCCACCUCCACGCUUCAUGAACGUGGAUGAGGCAAGGGAACUUCACAUACGCGUUGAGCGCCGACGUGACCGGAUGACGGGUGAUUACUUUGAAAAUAUCGGUGGUCUGCUUUUCAAAGAUGGCUUCCUGUACAAGAAAGUAUCAACGAAGUCGAUUUCCACUCAGAACGUUACACCAACAUUCGAUGAACUUGAAAGAUUUAAGAAAUCAAACGAAAAUGGGGAGAUCGACUUUGUUGAUAUGUCCACUUUAUUUGCAAAUAGGAAAAAGGGUCAUUUCAUGAAAGGUGAUGAGGUUAUUGUUGUCAAGGGAGAUUUAAAAAAUAUGAAGGGUUGGGUUGAGAAAGUAGAUGAAGAGAAUGUUCUUAUCAGAUCAGAGAUGAAAGGUCUUAAUAAUCCUCUUGCUGUAAAUGAGAGAGAGCUUUGCAAAUACUUCGAACCUGGAAAUCAUGUGAAGGUCGUUUCUGGCACCCAUAAAGAAGCAACCGGCAUGGUUGUCAAAGUUGAUCAGCAUGUGCUUUUCAUUCUAACUGAUACGACCAAGCAACAUAUUCGUGUCUUCGCUGAUCACGUCGUGAAGAGUGCAGAAGUGACUAACGGUGUCACAAAAAUGGGAGAGUAUGAACUUCAUGAUCUUGUGCUUCUAAGUAACUUGAGCUUUGGAGUUAUCAUAAAACUUGAUAGUGAAGCUAUCCAGGUUCUUAAAGGGAUUCCUGGAAGAACGGAGCUGGCUAUUGUCAAACACGGAGAAAUAAAGUACAAAAUUGAUAAGAGAAUCAAUGUGAAAGACCGUAACAAAAAUGUCAUCACGGUGAAAGAUGUUGUCAGGGUCACUGAGGGUCCUAGCAAAGGUAAACAAGGUCCAGUUAUGCACAUCUAUAAAGGAGUGUUAUUUUUACAUGACCGGCAUAACGUUGAGCACGCUGGAUUUGUCUGCGUUAAAUGCUCAUCUUGUGUUCUUUCCGGUGGAUCAUACUCUGGCGCUGACAGAAUUGUUGAUUCUUUCUCAAGGUUGGGCAAUUCCAAGUCACCAGCCCCGGUGCCCCCAUCUCCAAGAAGAUUUCAACGGGCGGACUCGGGAUAUAACUCUGGAGCUGGAGGAAGACAUUGGAGUGGAAGAGGAGGAGGAAGGGGUGGUCACGAUCUUUUGGUUGGUGCUUAUGUGAAAGUUCGUCUGGGGCCUUUCAAGGGAUAUAGAGGUCGUAUAGUAGAAGUCAAAGAGAAGACAGUGCGUUUGGAACACGAGGCAAAGAUUGUGACAGGCAAGCUCAAUCUUCCUCUACACACACACUUGGUUGCUGCAUGUUGA